Cladocopium goreaui is the source of this 1326-nucleotide messenger RNA. Lineage: Eukaryota; Dinophyceae; Suessiales; Symbiodiniaceae. The record is from the annotation of a GenBank genome assembly.
AUGCGCGUCUUGGAAAUUCUUCUUGCGCCGGUGCUUCUUGUUCCAUGCCAUGCCUUUCGCACGAACGAUGCAACUGCUGCUGAGCAGGGAUUCAAAGGCGUGCCGAGCGAGUACGUAGUGUCGAAUUCCAAGUUAAUCGACAUCACCGGCUUCUUCAAGAGCAAGGUGUUGACUGUGGACAAUGUCGUCUACAGAUGUUGCAAAAGCGAUGCGGAUGGGCUUGGUGUCUUGAAGGCUGAGUCUGCUGAUAAUUUGAUCAAUUCCUGCUCUUCCCUUGUGGGCAGUGGUUUGACUUCCCUUGUGGGCAGUGGUUUCAAAUCCUUUGUCCACUUUCCGAAUCCGAAAUGCGUAGUGGCUUACAGUGCCUUGCCCUCCAAAGUGCUGCCACUGGUGGAUGGUUCCAACGCCAAAGUGGUGGGGGAGCUAAUCGACUUGAGUGAUGUUCUGAUGAAACGCAAGGGUGAAGUGACGUUGUCCAAUGGUCGGCAGGUGAGAUGUUGCACGGCCCAGGAUGCCCCAGCUUCAGUGCUGGCGGAACCUUCCAAGAAGGAAAACCUGCUGGAUGGCACUGCGUUUCAAGGGCUCCAUCGUCUUGGGAGCUUCAACAAGAAGAAAUGCAAGGGACUUCUGGGCAAGAAUUAUCAUUCCUGGGAGAAGUGGACCGGAAAUGGCUGCUUCGUAAUGUCUCAAGACAUUCCGUCCGAUAUUUUGGAGGUCCUCGGGUGGAACGAUGCAGCAGUGCAGGUGCCGCCGAUGCAGCCCGUGCAGCCGCUGCAGCCCGUGCAGCCGCUGCAGCCCGUGCAGCCGCUGCAGCCAGAGCAGCCGGUGCAGCCUGUGCGGCCCGUGCAGCCAGUGCAGCCAGUGCAGCCACUGCAGCCACUGCAGCCACAGCAACCAAUGCAGCCGGUGCCUGAGCCGGAACCGGAGCAGCCUGUGCCGCAGCCGGAGUUUGAGAGCUCGGAGCUGGCAUCUUGGCAGCUUACCGUGCGGGUGGUGAGCGCAACCACACAGCGGCCUAUUCCAGGAGUUGCUGUGCGCUUAUUGAAGGAAGACAGAUCCUCUCUCUCCAGCGGCACUUCUAACGACGUGGGCGUGGUCGUUUUCCAAGUUCCCGGCAGCGAGUUAAAGGUCGUGGUGGACAUCAAAGCGGAAGGUUACGGCCCGAAUGCACGACUUUACAAAUGGAAACAUCCCCAUGGAAGAAGAAGCGACUGUCCCGCAGAUGCAGGAUCGAGCGAACUCGUCGGCGUGGGGUUUAAUGUUACGUAUUUUUAUCCCCGGGAUUACUGGGAUUGGGUAGGGAUUGAAUGGGAUUUAAUUAUAUAG